GACGUGUUGACAUAAGUCACAGUCACUAUGGAUCCACACAUAGGCCUGUUGGUGAUUAUACUCGCCGGAUUCCAGAUCGCUCAUUCAGGUCGGAUCAGACGACAAAUUCCAGGCAGUGAUUUUGCCUUGACCUUUGAUUGGGAUGACCCUCUGCGGCCUUUAACCGAAGCUGAUUAUUAUCACUCCAGAGAUGCUGCAGCCUUUGCCCCGAUGAAUGCGCCUGGUGGGCGGCCAGGCCAUUCCACCUCCACCGACACGUGUAGCGACAUCCGGGGAGUCCCUGCGCAGUUAAGGAGCGCAAGCAACAUCAGACCGAGUGGAUUGUCGUAUUUCUACCAGAAAUAUACAGAGGCGUAUGGGAUACCCGUAUUAGGUUCCGUUAACGUCCCCGACGACGCUCUUCGCCGCGCCUGUUACGUCCUUCGCUUCCUCCUCGCCGACCACAGCGGUGUGCGGCAGUCCUACUACCGACUGUCGGGGAGGGUGGCAGUGAUCGGAGCUCGGGAAGGGACGGUGUCCAUUCCGGAACAUGCUUGGCUUGGCGCCUCCUGGAACGCCCGAGCACGUGGACUUGGGGCGACGGAACACGCCCCCGUGUCAACAGGAGGCGAGGAAAACAUCCUUUGUUACAAUACGGACAGGUAUCGGUUCGAGGACAUCUUCCUGCACGAGUUCGCCCAUGGCAUCCAUCUACUCGGUGCCAAGUAUGCCAUCCCAGGUUGGCAGAGUCGUCUACAGUCGCUAUACUACCAGGCCAGGUCUGCCGGUAGGUGGCGCAGGACGUACGCCAUGACCACAGUGGAAGAAUACUUUGCGGAAGGGACACAAAGCUACUUCAACGUCAACGCUUACUCCGCCGUCCCCAACGGCAUCCACAACCGCGUCAACACCCGCGAGAAACUACGGCAAUACGACCCCCAGCUGUUCUCUCUGAUACAGGAGGUAUUUCCCUGCGGGAACACGUACCUCAGAAGAUGUAUGGCAACCCGCAAUGCUGAGAGAAGCCAGCGUCUGAUGAUGGACUGCAACACUGGGGGCGGCGGCACUGGAAACAAAACCGAAAUCGGAACCGGAACCGGCACUGGAACUGGAACUGGAACUGGAACCGGAACUGGAACCGGAACUGGAACUGGCACUGGAACCGGAACCGGAACUGGUUCAGGCAACUGUCUGGAUAGGAACCGCAACUGCAGGUCAUGGGCUUCUCAAGGGGAGUGUGGCUCCAAUCCUCGCUACAUGCACGUGUACUGUAGACAAAGUUGCAACAGAUGCUCAGGAGGCGGAGGAGCAGGUGGAUCCUGUGUGGAUGCAAACACCGACUGCAGGAGCUGGUCGAUGAUGGGGGAGUGUGGACGGAACCCCGGCUACAUGUUGUCCUCGUGUAGACGAAGCUGCGGUCAGUGCUGACCAUGUCAUGAAAUAAACCAAACAACAUG
Haliotis rubra (blacklip abalone) is the source of this 1436-nucleotide messenger RNA. RefSeq lists its product as uncharacterized. The record is from RefSeq and is a predicted model, not a curated record. Gene Ontology annotation, molecular function: metallopeptidase activity. The transcript is spliced from 9 exons. NCBI's taxonomy places the organism in Eukaryota, Metazoa, Mollusca, Gastropoda, Lepetellida, Haliotidae. Bases 28 to 1407 code for a protein of 459 amino acids.